Molecule: messenger RNA, 4879 nt
Organism: Saimiri boliviensis boliviensis (Bolivian squirrel monkey)
Lineage: Eukaryota; Metazoa; Chordata; Mammalia; Primates; Cebidae
Gene: NFATC3
Product: nuclear factor of activated T cells 3
Biological process (GO): cytokine production; regulation of transcription by RNA polymerase II; calcineurin-NFAT signaling cascade
Cellular component (GO): transcription regulator complex
Molecular function (GO): transcription factor binding; RNA polymerase II cis-regulatory region sequence-specific DNA binding; DNA-binding transcription factor activity, RNA polymerase II-specific
Source: RefSeq, a predicted model, not a curated record
GCGGCGGUGGCGGCGACUGUGGCGGCGGGGGGGGGGGCGGGGAACGUUGGCUAAGGCGACAGUGGCGGCUUAGGCACUGGCGGCGGGCGGCUGCGGCUCCUGGUGCUGCUCGGCGCGCGGCCGACUCUCUAGUUCGGAGCGGAACGCUCGGCGUCGAGGGCCCCGCCCGGAAAGUUUGCUGUGGAGUCACGACCUCCUGGCCCGCGCGGCCCGGCAUGAAGCGGCGCUGAGGAGCUGCUGCCGGAGCUGCUGCCGCUGCCGCCGCCGCUGCCGCCGCCGCCGCCGCCGCCGCCGCCGCCGCAGCAGCAAGCCGCCGCCACCUGAGGAGGAGCCGCAGCACCCUGGGCCACGCCGAUGACUACUGCAAACUGUGGCGCCCACGACGAGCUCGACUUCAAACUCGUCUUUGGCGAGGACGGGGCGUCGGCGCCGCCGCCCCCGGGCUCGCGGCCUGCAGAUCUUGAGCCAGAUGAUUGUGCAUCCAUUUACAUCUUUAAUGUAGAUCCACCUCCAUCUGCUCUAAACACACCACUUUGCUUACCACAUCAUGGAUUACCAUCUCACUCUUCUGUUUUGUCACCAUCGUUUCAGCUCCAAAGUCACAAAAACUAUGAAGGAACUUGUGAGAUUCCUGAAUCUAAAUAUAUCCCAUUAAGUGGCCCCAAACCCUUUGAGUGCCCAAGUAUUCAAAUUACAUCUAUCUCCCCUAACUGUCAUCAAGAAAUAGAUGCGCAUGAAGAUGACCUACAGAUAAAUGACCCAGAAAGGGAAUUUUUAGAAAGACCUUCUAGAGAUCAUCUCUAUCUUCCUCUUGAGCCAUCCUACCGGGAGUCUUCUCUUAGUCCUAGUCCUGCCAGCAGCAUCUCUUCUAGGAGCUGGUUCUCGGAUGCAUCUUCUUGUGAAUCACUUUCACAUAUUUAUGAUGAUGUUGACUCAGAGUUGAAUGAAGCUGCAGCCCGGUUUACCCUUGGAUCUCCUCUGACUUCUCCUGGUGGCUCUCCAGGGGGCUGCCCUGGAGAAGAAACUUGGCAUCAACAGUAUGGACUUGGACACUCAUUAUCACCUAGGCAAUCUCCUUGCCACUCUCCUAGAUCCAGUAUCACUGAUGAGAAUUGGCUGAGCCCCAGGCCAGCUUCAGGACCCUCAUCGAGGCCCACUUCCCCCUGUGGGAAACGGAGGCACUCCAGUGCUGAAGUUUGUUAUGGUGGGUCCCUUUCACCCCAUCACUCACCUAUUCCUUCUCCUGGUCACUCCCCCAGGGGAAGUGUGACAGAAGAUACCUGGCUCAAUGCUUCUGUCCAUGGUGGGUCAGGCCUUGGCCCUGCAGUUUUUCCAUUUCAGUACUGUGUAGAGACUGACAUCCCUCUGAAAACAAGGAAGACUUCUGAAGAUCAAGCUGCCAUACUACCAGGAAAAUUAGAGCUCUGUUCAGAUGACCAAGGGAGUUUAUCACCAUCCCGGGAGACUUCAGUAGAUGAUGGCCUUGGAUCUCAGUAUCCUUUAAAGAAAGAUUCAUCUGGUGAUCAGUUUCUUUCAGUUCCUUCACCCUUUACCUGGAGCAAACCAAAGCCUGGCCACACCCCUAUAUUUCGCACAUCUUCAUUACCUCCACUAGACUGGCCUUUACCAGCUCAUUUUGGACAAUGUGAACUGAAAAUAGAAGUACAGCCUAAAACUCAUCAUCGAGCCCAUUAUGAAACAGAAGGUAGUCGAGGGGCAGUAAAAGCAUCUACUGGGGGACAUCCUGUCGUGAAGCUCCUGGGCUAUAACGAAAAGCCGAUAAAUCUACAAAUGUUUAUUGGGACAGCAGAUGAUCGAUAUUUACGACCUCAUGCAUUUUACCAGGUGCAUCGAAUCACUGGGAAGACAGUUGCUACUGCAAGCCAAGAGAUAAUAAUUGCCAGUACAAAAGUUCUGGAAAUUCCACUUCUUCCUGAAAAUAAUAUGUCAGCCAGUAUUGACUGUGCAGGUAUUUUGAAACUUCGCAAUUCAGAUAUAGAACUUCGAAAAGGAGAAACUGAUAUUGGCAGAAAGAAUACUAGAGUACGACUUGUGUUUCGUGUACACAUCCCACAGCCCAAUGGAAAAGUUCUUUCUCUGCAGAUAGCUUCUAUACCUGUUGAGUGCUCCCAGCGAUCUGCUCAAGAACUUCCUCAUAUUGAGAAGUACAGUAUCAACAGUUGUUCUGUAAAUGGAGGUCAUGAAAUGAUUGUGACUGGAUCUAAUUUUCUUCCAGAAUCCAAAAUCAUUUUUCUGGAAAAAGGACAAGAUGGACGACCUCAGUGGGAGGUAGAAGGGAAAAUAAUCAGGGAAAAAUGUCAAGGGGCUCACAUUGUCCUUGAAGUUCCUCCAUAUCAUAACCCAGCAGUUACAGCUGCAGUGCAGGUGCACUUUUAUCUUUGCAAUGGCAAGAGGAAAAAAAGCCAGUCUCAACGUUUUACUUACACACCAGUUUUGAUGAAGCAAGAGCACAGAGAAGAGAUUGAUUUGUCUUCAGUUCCAUCUUUGCCUGUGCCUCAUCCUGCUCAGACCCAGAGGCCUUCUUCUGAUUCAGAGCGCCCACACGACAGUGUACUGUCAACACAGAGAACUUUGGUUUGUUCCAUCCCACAAACAUAUGCAUCCAUGGUGACCUCAUCCCAUCUGCCACAGUUGCAGUGUAGAGAUGAGAGUGCAAGUAAAGAACAGCAUAUGAUUCCUUCUCCAGUUGUACACCAGCCUUUUCAAGUCACACCAACACCUCCUGUGGGAUCUUCCUAUCAGCCUAUGCAAACUAACAUUGUGUACAAUGGACCAACUUGUCUUCCUCUUAAUGCUGCCUCUAGUCAAGAAUUUGAUUCAGUUUUGUUUCAGCAGGAUGCAGCUCUUCCUAGUUUAGUGAAUCUUGGCUGUCAACCACUGUCAUCCCUACCAUUUCAUUCUUCAAAUUCAGGCUCAACAGGACAUCUCUUAGCACAUACACCUCAUUCUGUGCAUACCCUGCCUCAUCUGCAAUCAGUGGGAUAUCACUGUUCAAAUACAGGACAAAGAUCUCUUUCUUCUCCAGUGGCUGACCAGAUCACAGGUCAGCCUUCUUCUCAGUUGCAACCUGUUACAUAUGGUCCUUCACAUUCAGGGUCUACUGCAACAGCUUCCCCAGCAGCUUCUCAUCCCUUGGCUAGUUCACCACUUUCUGGGCCACCAUCUCCUCAGCUUCAGCCCAUGUCUUACCAGUCUCCUAGCUCAGGAACUGCCUCAUCACCGUCUCCAGCCACCAGAAUGCAUUCUGGACAGCACUCAACUCAAGCACAAAAUACAGGCCAAGGGGGUCUUUCUGCACCUUCAUCUUUAAUAUGUCACAGUCUGUGUGAUCCAGCUUCAUUUCCACCUGACGGGGCAACUGUGAGCAUUAAACCUGAACCAGAAGAUCAGGAGCCUAACUUUGCAACCAUUGGUCUGCAGGACAUCACUUUAGAUGAUGUGAACGAGAUAAUUGGGAGAGAUAUGUCCCAGAUUUCUGUUUCCCAAGGAGCAGGAGUGAGCAGGCAGGCUCCCCUCCCGAGUCCUGAGUCCCUGGAUUUAGGAAGAUCCGACGGGCUCUAACAGUGCUCACUGCAGCCUUGUGUCCACCACCAACUUCUCAGCAUGUUUCUCUCCUUGGACCUUGGGUUUCCAACUCUGCAGCCUUCAGGUCUGGCACCAGGAGUGGGACUCACCAUUUGUGGGGAAAGCAGCAUUCCUCCACCUCAGGCCUUGGGUAGAUUUUAUAAAAGAACAGGAGCAGCAUAGGCUGUUUGAGCUUUGGGGAAAUGAGCUUUGCUUUUUAUAUUUAACUAGAAUACUUUUAUAUGAUGGGUGCUUUGAGUGUGAAUGCAGCAGGCUCUUUAUUUCCAAGGUGCUGCUUUUGCAGGUGACCUGGUUACUUAGCUAGGAUUGGUGAUUUGUACCACUUUAUGGUCAUUUGAAGGGCCCUUUAGUUUUUAUGAUAAUUUUUUUAAUGGGAACUUUUGAUAAGACCUUCCAGAAGCAAAAAAAAAAAAAAGAAAGAAAAAAAAAAGAAAACAUUAUCCCAAGCCUACACCUAUGCCUCAGAAAGUCAGCAUGUGUCCUAGAGACUUUCAUAGAGUUAUAGGAAACAAAGCCAAAUAUAGCUCAUACCUCUUUAUAAAACUAAACUGUUGUUAGAUAAAAUGAGAAGAGACCAUUCCAUCAUUGAAGUGUUGGAAUAUAAAAAGACAUUCCAGAGCAUAGCCUUUUGGUAACUUUCUAGGUAAUCUUAUUGCAGUUUCUCCAUACUGGCUCCAUGUUGAUACUGCUUUUUCCCUCAGGACCCUCGGUAAGAUGGCUACAUGUAAGGUGACUCUGAACGGUGGGGUUUUAGCUUGGUCACUUUCAUUUCUUGCCAUCAUAAAAACUACUAGGCUGUGGAGUGCUCUUCCUAUUUGUGUCCUCUGGUCCUAGAACCUUUUCCAAACAGGAGCCUUUGGCUGUUCUGUGACCUUUGAAGCCAGUCUCCCAGUGGUUUAGGCAGCUUUGCAUUUCUAACUCUUCUCUAGAGGUCAGAUUGUGUGCAGAGAUAAAGCACAAAUGAGCUGUACAUCAGCAUGGGCAGAGAAAAUGCAGGGUUCCAGAUGGAAAGGUUUUAAGAGUCACACUGGUAUGGAAGGCUUAUCUGCCAUUGUUUAUAGCCUGAAAUGAUUCUGGCCUACCCUGUCCUGUCUGUAUGAUCUUAAAACCAGCCUUUUCCCCAGAAGGCUCUGAGCACAUCCAAAAGUGAUAACCUGACCCUUCACACCAAAGACACCCUGGUGCUGCUGCUGGUGAGACUGGUGUCCAGGGCAGGGCCCAGCAGAAACUCUAGCCUGCUAUCUACCAAAGGAGGUGCCCAAGUUGGGUACUU